AUGAACUUCUUCAAAGUGGUCAAUAAUGUACCCAUAGCACGUACCUGUGUAUCGCUCCUUAUACCGAAGAUCCCACUAAGACCAUUCUCCUCAACACAGCCUGCUUGGGCCACGAAAAAGUAUGAUAAAUUCUACAAAAUUUUAAAAUACACCAAACCAAUUGAUGAAACACAUUAUGAAAUAGGCCAAGAACAUCCAAGGGGAUUAAGAAUCCCCAAAGAAAUUCCUCAAUUUCCUAAAUACAAGUAUGAAGCCCGCUUUUUCAAAAGACAAAAUAGGGGCUUAUAUGGUGGUUUACAACGUAAACGAUCCAAAACAUGUUCAGAAUAUUUCAACAAGAACCUUAGAGCACAUAGACCAAACAUUCGUCGAGCUAAAUUAUGGUCUGAGAUUUUAAACAAAAAGAUCAGCACUAAAGUUUCGACUAGAGUGUUGAGAACCUUGACUAAAGAAGGUGGCAUUGAUCAAUAUUUACUCAAAUCAACACCAGGCAGAAUCAAGACUAUGGGAUUAGCUGGUUGGAAAUUGAGAUAUGAAUUAUUAAAUGAACUAGAGCAAAAUGAAAGAGGUCAUUUACAAGCAUCAACAGGAGAUUUGAAACCAGUGACGCAUAUUCAUCUGGAUGGAAGGAAAUUUGUUGCUACUAAAGAAGAAUUGUUGUCUGCUUUGUAUGAUUUGGUUCAAAGAGAUAGUUACUAUCCAAUCAAACCAGCUGAGUUCGACAAGAAGUAUUCGUGGUUGCCAAUGAAGGAGAUUGUAAAUAGAUUGGAUGCUUACGAAUACGACUUUAGUGGUCAAGUUGUGUAA
Lodderomyces margitis is the source of this 807-nucleotide messenger RNA. Its product is annotated as mitochondrial 54S ribosomal protein bL28m. Gene Ontology annotation, cellular component: mitochondrial large ribosomal subunit. The coding region runs from base 1 to 807 and encodes 268 amino acids. The transcript has a single exon. The record is from RefSeq and is a predicted model, not a curated record. Gene Ontology annotation, molecular function: structural constituent of ribosome. NCBI's taxonomy places the organism in Eukaryota, Fungi, Ascomycota, Pichiomycetes, Serinales, Debaryomycetaceae.